Molecule: messenger RNA, 2205 nt
Organism: Oncorhynchus tshawytscha (Chinook salmon)
Lineage: Eukaryota; Metazoa; Chordata; Actinopteri; Salmoniformes; Salmonidae
Exons: 15
Coding region: 338-2203 (621 amino acids)
Biological process (GO): positive regulation of hippo signaling
Cellular component (GO): cytoplasmic side of apical plasma membrane; cytoskeleton
Source: RefSeq, a predicted model, not a curated record
GUCUGGCUCAGCGGAGGAGCAUCUUGAAAGUUUUUCAACAUCACGCCAAUGUUGUUACUUUUUCACUGUCCUCCAGAACUCUCAAACUACGUUCCGUUAUUUUAGGGAUAAUUUGUCUCAUUUCUAUGUCUGGAUAACCUCAACAACAUCGUUUUGUUUAAGAUAUUCAGGUGUUUGCUGGUUUCAUCUGUCGACAGCAGAAAAUGAACGACACAUUCCCCCUAACCAGAAAGAAGAAGUGAAGGAGUGGGGAGAUCGUUGGAGAGAGGAGAGAGAGAGAGACUGAAGAGGGUCUAAACUGAAGGAGUGACCGGAGAGAAUACUUAUUGCAGACACCAUGUCUGUCUCCACCAGCAAACAGGAGAGAACCCUGUGUGUUCUGCUCCCUAAUAAAGAACAGCUGGACAUCACUGUGGGGGUCAAGUCCACAGGGCAGGAUGUGUUCAAUCAGGUGUCUGAGCUCCUUGGAAUAAAAGAGCUGCACUUCUUUGGCCUGACAGUGGUGAAAGACAAUGAGCACAUCUUUCUGGACAUGGAAGAUAAGCUGACCAAGUAUUUCCCUAAGGAAUGGAAGCAAGAUUCAGGGAAGGGGUUACAGAAGAGAUCCCUCCCCCUGGUACUCUGCCUCAAGGUGCAGUACUAUGUGGAGAACGGCAGGCUCAUCUGUGAGCGGAAGACGAGGCGUCUGUACUUCUCUGACCUGAGGGAGAGGGUGUUGCGUUCUGAGUGUCGUCAGCAGGAGGAGGUGUACUUCCAGCUGGCUGGGUAUGCUCUUCAAGCUGACCUGGAGGACCAUCCCCUGCCUGGGAAGAACCAGGGAGGCACCCGUUACUUCCAACCCAAAGAGUACUUCCCUCCCUGGAUUGUGGCGAAGCGUGGGGUGGACUACCUGCUCUGUCACGGUCCCAAGGUACACAAGGAGCUAUGGGGCAUGACGCCACGUGAUGCGGUACUCCACUUCAUCAAAGAGGCCUGUCGUCUCGAGGACGUCCCCGUCACCUUCUACAGGCUACAGAAGGACAAGAAAGAAGAGAGAGGCACAGCUCUGCUGGGGCUGACCCUCAGAGGAAUGCAGCUUUAUCAGGAGGCGGACAACAUCCGCCAGCCUCUCUAUGAUUUCCCCUGGUCCAACGUGGGACGACUCACCUUCCUGGGGAAGAAAUUUGAGAUCCAGCCAGAUGGUCUGCCGUCGGCCAGGAAGCUGGUCUACUACACUGGGUCUCCGUUUCGCUCGCGCCACCUCCUCCUGCACCUCAGCAACAGCCACCGACUCUACCUCAGUCUCCAGCCUGCCCUCAAACACCUCCGACAGCUAGAGGACAGCGAGGAGAAGAAGCGCUACAGGGAGUCGUACAUCAGUGAUGACCUGGAUCUAGACCAUCCAGGGGGCAGCGAGGGGGGCAGCCCCGGCCUGUCCCGGCACUCUACCUCCAGCUCGGGCAUCGAGGCAGACCGCGAUGCGACACAGCAACACAGCAGCAUCUCCAUGGAGAUGGCGUCCAUGGAGGAGGAGACUGAGCUGAGGAAGAGGAUGGUGAAGUGUUUCAGUUCGGCGGCGAGUCACGGGAGUUCUCACACUUCGGGCGUGGACACGGGCAGCAAAGCACGCACUGAUGAAGAGGAGUGGCAGGAGGAAGGUGAGGGAGGAGAGACCCAGCAGGCCAGUGUGGACAGUCCAGGAGAGGUUUCCGUGGACGACCCAGAGGAAAUGCUGAGAUUGGCUGAGCUGAUGGAGGGCGUGUCAGUUGAUUGUCCCGUGCUCACCUCAGAGACUCAUUGUGAAGGUGAGGUUGAUUGUCCCGUGCUCACCUCAGAGACUCAUUGUGAAGGAUUCAAGGGGGAUCAGGUAGACAGAGAUGAAGACCUGGUGACACUACGCAGCAAAGAUACCCUGGGACAGAUCCUGAAGUCAAGAUCCCAUUGCGUGGACCGCCACAGCCAGAGCCUGGAUGACGUUCGUUUCUUCCCCCCUCCCGCCCCCCUCGGCACGACUCUACCCCCUGACUCCUCCCACAGCUACACCUUUGGCCUGCCCCUCCCGGACUCCCAGAGUGACGCUAAGAGCCCCCCAGGGUGUAACAACGGAGGCUACUACCUCCCCCUCCACUGCCCUGCUAAAGGCACCUUCUACGGACACAGGUCUAUGAACUGCUUGUCUCUGGAUCUACUGGGAGACGAACAGCUGUUGGAGUUCAUACUGUAGAA